CUUACACAGCGCUGUUGGUCACUAAUGCAAUUUGAGACUAAUGGCUAUUGCACAACUGUAAUAGUAAUGAGCGGGCGGGGUCAAUCUUUUUGCCUCACCUCCAUCUGAUUGCGCUAAAACAGAGCAACGCGAAACCCUUUAAACUCCUUACCACCUGAGAGACUUACAACUUUGCCGAGAACCGUGUGUCGACGCAGUUUUAGACCACGAAAUCUUGGAUCACUGCUUCAUGCGCGGCCGGAGGGUCUACAAGGGUGUGUGUGACAUCUCCCCCUGCCCUCUGUUACCUCUGAACCCUGAAGCCAACCUUCUCCCACUCCUCUCCCUGAGGCCAGACUGGGAUCCAUGGCGCUGGGUAAGCUGUUGAGUUUCGGGAAGCAGUUGCUGAGAGUGAAAGUGGUGGACUGUAACGCAGAGGACUCCCGCCUGUCCCGAUGCCUCAACACUUUUGACCUGGUGGCCCUGGGCGUGGGCAGCACCCUGGGCGCUGGCGUCUACGUGCUAGCUGGCGCUGUUGCACGAGAGAAUUCCGGUCCUGCUAUUGUGCUGUCUUUCUUGAUAGCAGCCUUGGCCUCAGUGUUGGCCGGCCUGUGCUAUGCUGAGUUUGGAGCCCGUGUUCCAAAGACAGGCUCAGCUUAUCUUUACUCCUAUGUGACUGUAGGGGAACUCUGGGCCUUUAUCACUGGAUGGAACCUCAUCCUCUCCUAUAUCAUUGGUACCUCCAGUGUGGCCCGAGCAUGGAGCGCUACCUUCGACGAGUUGGUAGGGAAGCGCAUAGAGCAGUUCUGCAGAGAGUACAUGUCCAUGAAUGCACCGGGUGUAUUGGCAAAGUACCCUGACAUGUUUGCUGUUGUCAUCAUAAUCACCCUCACAGGUCUGCUGGCAUUUGGGGUCAAAGAGUCAGCCAUGGUGAACAAGAUUUUUACGUGUAUCAAUGUCCUAGUCUUGUUGUUCAUGGUGGUCUCUGGUCUGGUCAAAGGUUCUUUGAAGAACUGGCAUCUUGACCCUGAAGAGAUCCUACAUGCCAAUAAUACCAGUAACUUCAGCCUCAAUCUGACAGACAUCCUGCCAACCAGAGAAAAUUUAGGAGAGGGCGGCUUCAUGCCGUUUGGUUUCACAGGUGUCCUAUCAGGAGCUGCUACCUGCUUCUAUGCUUUUGUCGGAUUUGACUGCAUCGCCACCACAGGUGAAGAGGUGAAGAAUCCCCAGAGAGCCAUCCCUAUUGGCAUCGUAUCCUCGCUGCUUAUCUGCUUUGUAGCGUACUUUGGUGUUUCUGCUGCCCUCACCCUCAUGAUGCCAUACUACCUGCUGGAUAACAACAGCCCCCUGCCUGUAGCUUUCAAUUAUGUGGGCUGGGGAGGAGCCAAAUAUGCUGUAGCUGUAGGCUCUCUUUGUGCCCUCUCUACUAGUCUGUUGGGUUCCAUGUUCCCCCUACCCCGUAUCAUCUUUGCCAUGGCUCGGGAUGGCCUGCUCUUCUCCUUCCUGGCCCACAUCAGCGAGAGGAAAUCCCCCAUAACGUCUACUGUCGCUGCCGGGGUUAUGUCUGCUAUCAUGGCAUUUCUGUUUGACCUGAAGGACCUGGUUGACCUGAUGUCAAUAGGGACGCUGUUGGCCUACACAUUAGUGGCUGCCUGUGUUUUGGUUCUCAGGUACCAGCCCGAGCAGCCCAGUCAUGUGUAUCAGAUGGGAAAUACCCACGAUGAUGUGGACCUGGGCGACGGCAUCAGUGUCCCCAGUAUGGGUAUCCUCCCCGGUGUGGAAGAGAGAUUCAGCUUUAAAAACCUCCUGUUCCCAAAUAACCCCGAGCCAUCCACACUUUCAGGCUUUGCUGUCAACACCUGUGCCUCUCUGAUGGGAUUGUUGAUCCUGGUGUUCAGUAUACUGGCAGUGCAGGGAGGCGCUGCUGUGUGGAACAUCGUAGCCCUCAGUGUCAUCUUCAUGGUGUGUCUUCUCCUCACCUUUAUCAUCUGGAGACAGCCUGAGAGCAAGACAAAACUGUCCUUCAAGGUUCCACUGCUACCCUUUAUUCCAGUGAUCAGCAUGUUUGUAAAUGUUUUCCUGAUGAUGCAGCUGGACAGAGGCACUUGGAUACGGUUUUCUGUAUGGAUGGCUAUAGGUUUUGUGAUCUACUUUGGCUAUGGGAUUCAUCACAGCGUUGAGGGCACUCGUCAUCGCUCGCUAGAAACAGAGAUGAACGGCUUCAAGUGCGACCAUGAUUCAGGAGCCAUGUCACUGGAAAAAGAGGCCUUCCUGCGCAAUGGCGUCAAUUCCAGGGAAGAGGACGAUGAAGAUUUGUAGGCACAUUAAAACAUGCUGUGUACAUCUUGACCUCCUCUGACGCCAGUCUGCCUGUGUAAGAAUAUUUUUCACUUGACGACUCCCUGUCAUUCAAUGGCAGUACUCCCUUUGGGGGAAAGUAAUCAUACAUAACUUUGACCUAAAAUUCCCAUAACUGUGACUUUCCCUAUUGACUCGUGAGUAGAAAACUGGUGACAAUACUCAUGCAAAAAAUAGAACUUCUUGAGCCAUAAUUGACAUGUUCUAUUAAUUUAGUAUUUUGUAACACACUACGUUACCCUUUUUGCUUGGCCUUGAGCUUCAACUGCUCGUUAUUGCUUGGCUUCUGGGGGGUGGGGGCUCAUGUUUGAGAAAUUUCAGUGUUUCAGGAUGUUGAGUUGAGGUCUGGGUUACAUUGCUGGCAGUCGGACUGUGUGCACAUGUGUAACAGCUUUUGUCUGGGUACGAGAAUCUUUUACAAUAAGACAUCUGUUGUAAUAUUGUAUUACCGUCCCUUAUGCAUAUAUAUCUACAUACUUAAGCAAAUUUGAUAAAAUACAGAUUGGUUCCAAUAGCUAUAUUCUUUUAAACCUGACAACUCUUGUGUAACUGAUAUUGAAAUGCUGCUCUAACUCUCCUCCCCUGAGAGACAGGGAGACACUGUGAGAGCUUGCACAAUGCACUGCAACACACUUGUCAAUGAUAUAAUUACCCCUGUUCACUAGCAGAAAAAAGAAGUUGAGGCCAAUGGCUGCACAGUAUAAGUGGGCCAGCAGGAAGCUGUAGCUUACGCUUACCAUCAGUCCAAUUUCAGGUCCAAAGGAUUACAUUGAUACCAGCCAUCAAAAGCCUUGGAUCUGGCACAAAAUUGUGAUGCAGAAACGUCUGUAAGAAGAGAUCACACAACAGAUCCUGUUGGACAGUUCCUUACGCUGGGAGACAGAGAAAGUGAUUGGUCUAAUGCUUUGUUGACACGGAAUGAAAAAAUAUGCGCCAUUCACAGCAGUGUAAAUCGUUCAACUUGCACAAAGAAUUUGUGUGAUUCUGUGUCAGGAAAGCCAAUCAGCAUCCAGAUACUCCUGAAGUCCUGACUUGGUCUAAUCUGAAAUGGAAGAAAAAAAUACUGUAUCCGUCUAUGAGCAGCGAAAUCUACUGAGCUUUGUGUGGCUGUGAAUGAUGUUAUUAAUCCAGACAUGACAGCAUUUGGUUUUCUGGCAAAUCUGGGUUUUCCACAACAGAUACAAAGCAGCAAUAGUGGUUAUUUUGGCCAUGGUUGAUGACUGGAAGAAACGGGGUUGGUAUCUUCAUGUAGCCCCUCCUCAGAUACCUGAUUUUACACACUUUUCACAAUACCAACGAGCCUAUUUGGGAUAUUUAAUACCCUUAGCAAACAUAUGGAAUCUGGUUUGUGACUCCUCAUGCAUGUUAAGCAUCAGAUGAAGACAUUGUGAGUUGCUGAAUGUCAGUUAAUCUCAUGUAACAUUAGAUGAUAUAUGAUUUUCACAGUGCUGGCUGCUGUGUCUUUUUGCAUCUGUAGCUUGUAAGAUUUAUCUUCUCAUUUCAAAAAAUAAUACAGGUUGACUUUUUUUCUUUCUUCUUAAAAUCUUCAGUUUGGAAGAACGUGUUAAUUUAUUUUUCUUAUUUUAUUACCCGCUUCCAAAAAACACGGUCAUUUCCAGUGUGCUCUUCAGAUUAUUAAUUUGAUUCAACUUAAUAUUUACAGUUAAGUAAAAGCCUAUGAAGAAUUUGAUCAGGUAGGAUUUUGUCACACUUUAUUACAUACAUUUAUUUACAUACAUUUUUGUUAUUGUCAAUAAAAUAUCUAGUGCUUUUAGAUAUUUUCUUUUAUCAUAAACAUUGAUUAAGCAAUGCACUGGCAUAAAGCAGAGAUGAGGAAAGAGUUCAGAGGUCUGAUAAUCUCACUUCUUUCUAAAACCACACCCACAGUUUUUACAUUUUCAAACUCGUGGUGACUGACGUUACCACAAGUAACACGGCUUUAGGCAAUUCAUCCUACACAACAGGUGUUUCACACAAGUUUUCAUGCAGUGUUACUCCCCAAAAACUGCAAACAGACUUUGGUGUGGAAAAUGUGUGUACUUCCCCAUGAAUGUUUAAUUCAUAAUUUAAAUGCAGACCUAUUCAUCAACACUUAUAUCAUGUUCCUAUUAAUUUGAACCUUUACUCUAAGUGCACUCAUUGUAGUUCCGGGAGUCCUUCACAAUACAGUGGCUGUCUAUAAAACAUGUACAAUCAAGAUUGUGUAUAUAAGAUUUUGUUUAUAUUUCUUGUAGUAAAUUAUUUGUAAAUUGGAGAAAAGGCUUAUAUUAUGUUGCCCUGUUUGUGUCUGACAUUGUUGUUCUUAUAUUGUGUUUACUUGAUCCUCAGGGUUGGCUAAAUCACUGCCUUCACCUUUUAUUGGCAUGACUUUAGCCAUUAUUGCCAAAUUAAAAAGUGCAGUUAGAACACUAUAACUUUGGGAUAUUGGGAUGAUUGUGGCAAAAACAAGUUUUAUUCACAAAUUGUGGUCAUGGGCUAUAGUAGGAGUGGAAUAAUCACAUUACUUCUUCAGUAAGUAUAUUGGGUCAACAAUGCAUUACUGACAGGGGUUUUGGUAAUUUGUUUACUCAACAUUUUUAAUAUAUCUUGUUGAAUUGUUACACAAAGUAAUCAUACUGAAAUUCAUCAAUAUCUACUGUUUUGAUAAUUCCUCAACAAAAACUUGCUGUUUCACCAAUAGUCAAAGCACAUACAAAAUCCCAAAAUUGUUAUGUUUCAAAGAAAUCUAACUAUGCACAGUAUAACAACAAUUCAAGUGAUUUCUGUUUUAACGUUUAGUCUCCUUGUUAGUUGUGAAUAUACAAAGGGAUUCAUCUGUAUUUGAAAAUAUAUCUUCUGGUGUAAUCAGUACUUGUUUUUUUUAUUUUCUGCCAUGCCAAACCUCAGUGUUUACUUUUUUUUCUGAAAUGAAUAGGAUUGUAUGUCCAAACAUGUAUAUUAUAAAUAAAAUAUAAUAAAGACGGA
This is a messenger RNA of Etheostoma spectabile (orangethroat darter), 5301 nucleotides long. It is a transcript of the gene slc7a1a, whose product is annotated as solute carrier family 7 member 1a. Gene Ontology annotation, cellular component: plasma membrane. Gene Ontology annotation, molecular function: L-ornithine transmembrane transporter activity; L-lysine transmembrane transporter activity; L-arginine transmembrane transporter activity. Bases 346 to 2298 code for a protein of 650 amino acids. Gene Ontology annotation, biological process: L-ornithine transmembrane transport; L-arginine import across plasma membrane. The transcript has 13 exons. Lineage: Eukaryota; Metazoa; Chordata; Actinopteri; Perciformes; Percidae. The record is from RefSeq and is a predicted model, not a curated record.